Closterium sp. NIES-67 is the source of this 7761-nucleotide messenger RNA. The record is from the annotation of a GenBank genome assembly. Lineage: Eukaryota; Viridiplantae; Streptophyta; Zygnematophyceae; Desmidiales; Closteriaceae.
GCGGACUGUCCACGAAACUUUUCAUACUUUCGUGGACAAGCCCUACUUUCAUGGACACCACAUCAAAGUUUUGCUUCUCCUGUGGACUCCGUCAAUACUUUCGUGGACUCCCGGCUUACUUCCAUGGACACACCCAUAUUCGCAGUUAAAAAGGAGUACUCAGCAAUGUACAAGUGAUUACGGGCACAAAAAUCGAGAUACUCCAGAAUAUCUGUCCGUCGCAAGUAAUCGCGAGCUACAGUGUCGGAAACCAAGUUGCUGAGGGUUUCCCCCCAACUCAGUUUCUUUCCAAGUAACGCCAUACCAGUCCAGGAGUGCAGUCUAACUCGCCAUCGCUAGUAGUUUUAGGCCGUGAAGGCCGGUUACUUAGUUCUUCGGUCUACCCAUGAGAUCACCGCGCUUUUCGACUGCUUGGAGCUUGAGCGAAUAGGCGUGUAGCCAGCCCGAGAGGCGUCGGCGGAGGAGGAAGGUCGAACGGAGUAAGGCGAGGAGGGAGGCGGAUUCGCGUAGGAGGGGGAGGAGGUCGAGACGGGGGGGCAGGGAGGGCGUCCGAUGGACGAGGCGGCGGCGAGAGGCGUGAAGCGAGCCCGCUCCGGAUCCUGCGAUACUCGCGGUGAAGCAAGAGCAGGCGAGACUAGUGCAUGCGACGCUGCGUCCCUCUAUGGCGACGUCGCUCGCGGUCAUACGGUAGUGUGUGCGAGUGUGCGAGCACCAGAGCUGCCCGUAGCGUCGGGCUCCACGGCUGACAUGGCGAUAGGCUCAAGGCCGGCAGGCUCAAGGCCGGCAGAGAGCGGUCCGAGCGCGUGCCGCGACGGCCGGAGCAAGCGAGUGAGAGGCGAGACGAGCAUGGCGAGUGUCGGCGUGGGCAGCGGCGGCGGCGAUGGCUCGGCUCCGUCGCAGGCGGGUGCUGCCGGGUGCGACGAGCGCGCCGGGCUGGCGGCGGAAGGAGGAGGCUCUGCCGCUCAUGCCGCGGGGGGCUCUGGCGCCCGUCCCGUGGCCCGUAGUGGCUCGGCUGCCGUCGCCUCCGCGCCUGUUGCUGGUGCUGCUCCCCGCCCUCCCACCGCUACGGCUACCGCUGCUGGGCAUAUGUCUGGGACCGCUGGUGACGCUGCUGCCGCUGCCAGCAGUGGCUCUGCUGCUGCUUCCACUGUUGCCUCCACUGCUUCUGCUGCUGCUGCUGCGGUUGGCGUCACUGGCGCUGCUGCUGCGCACGGCACAGCGUGCCCUGCUCAAGGGGCUGUCGCUCCAGCGGUUGACACGCCGCCAGAUGCCAGCACCCCUGGCGCUGCUCCCCAACCCGCCCAGCCUGCUCGCGUGCAAGUGCAAGCGGGUGCCAGUGCACGGGCGGAGACAGGGGGGGGGAGCGGAGGGGAGGGGGGUGGGGGAACGGGGGGGGACGAGGAGGUGGCGCGGGCGGCGCAGCUGGCGGAGGACGAGCGGCUGGCGCGGGAGCUGCAGCGGGCGUACGAGGAGGAGAGCUCCAUCCCCUUCGGCCGUGGGCUGGCGACGGACUACCAGCUGGCGAUGCUGCUGCAGGCGGAGGAGACGCAGCACCUGCGCUCGCGCAUCAUCCGCGCACAGCCCCGCCGCCGCCACCAGCCAGCCAGGCAUGACCCCAGGCAGCGGCCGGGCGAGCAGAGCGCGCAGCAUGCAGAAGAUCCGGCUCCUGCUCCGCCUGAACAGCGCUCGCCUGCAGGGCACACUGGCGAGGCAGCAGGGCGCGGGCAGGCUGGGGGCGGAGGAGGGGGGGGCGAGGGUGGAAGGGGCGAGCCGAGGAUGGGUGAGCAGGGGAUGGUGGCGGAAGGGGAGAGGGGGGAAGAGGGGGAGGGGCGAGAACCCGCUGGCAGAACUACUGGUGGCGGCAGUGGCAGCGGUGGUGCUGGCGGUGCUUCUGGUGGUGCUGGUGGCUCACAUGCGCGCCACCCCAGCACCGCUGCAAUGCCCUCGGGAUCCAGCCGGACCUUGGAAGCCGCCCGCCUGGCAAGACUAGGCAUGGCCGCAUCUGCAGACCGUGCCACGUCAGCAGCAGCAGGGCGGACCACGUCAGCACUAAGGAGCUACGGGCGGUGGUUGAGGCGAGAGGCGGUGGCGGAAACAGUGGCGGCAGCAGCAGCGCUGCGCAGUCAGCAGCAGCGGGCGGGUGCAGCUGGGGGAGGCGUAUCUGGGGGCGGCAUGGAUGGGAUGGGGGCGGGCAUGAGUGCAGCGGAGGUGCAGCAGGAGCUGCGGGACGCGGCUGAGUUCAGAGCGCUGCUGCGCGUGGAUGGCGUCCUCCCGAGACAGCCUGCUCGCCGCCUACAGCCUUUGAGACCCCAGCCCACUGCACCUGCACCUGACCAAGCACCUGACCAAGCACCUGACCAAGCACCUGACCAAGCACCUGACCAUGCACCUGAACAAACGCCCGAGGAUCCAUGUGAGAGGCGCGGUGAGGGGGCAAAUGUGGAGGCAGUUGAGGUGACGGAAGGAGGUGCAGGGUCAGGUGGAGAGAGAGGAGAGGCGCUUAGGCAGGAGGAGGGGAGAGGGGAGGAGGAGGAGGCGGAGGAGGAGGAGGUGGAGGGAGAAGAGGAGGAGGAGGAUGAGGAGGUAGAUGAGGAGAUUGAGAUGGUUGAGGUGGAUGGUGGGUUGGGGAUGGGCAUGGGCUUGUUGGAAGGGGGUGCAGGCGAGGAAGCUUAUAUGGAGGAUGUGGAUGGAGGGCAUGAGGCGGAUGAGGCGGAUGGGGAGCAUGGGGUGGGUGCGGAGCACGGGUUGGAUGAGUUGGAUGCCAUGGAUGACGUGGAUGCUGUCAACCACAUGGACGACACGUUUGAGUUCGACCUCACCACGGGGGAUGUGGGCCGCGUCAGCCACCUGCCGCUGCGUGUGGAAGGCGUGCCGGGGGAAGGGCAGGGAGGGCUGCACCCCACUGCGGGAGGCGCAUGGUUCACUGGGGGGCGCGCUGAUGAGGGCAGGCAGCGGCAGGGGUGGGGGGGGCGGAGGUGGGGGCAAGGGGGGGGGGCUGUGGGGCGGCUUACGGGGGCUGCUGCUGGCGGAGGGGAAGGAGAGGGUGGGGGCGUGCCUGGGAUGGGUGCUGUGAGUCUGGGCGCGUGGCAGGAGAGGGAGGAGAGGGAGGAGAGGGACGAGGCGACAGACGUGGUUUCCACACCUGCAGCGGCUGAGGUGGCUUCUCCACCAGUAGAGCGUGCUUCCCCUGCUUCGCCCUCCUUCCGCAACCUCCCCUCUCCUCCCCAAUCGCCCUAUUCUCACGGUCCUCACCUGGUGGGAGGACCCGCGAGGGGGCAGUGGGGCGCGGUGGAUGCACCUGGCAAUGCUGCCGGCAGCCGUGGUGCGAGGGCGGGGGGUAGUAUUGCGAGGUCGGGCAGUGUGUUUUCAUUCGGCACGCCUGCUGACUCGGCUGUGUCUGUGGGCAUGGCACAGCUGGGAGGAUUCACCCGCGCAUCUCAACUGCUCACCCGCCCGCCUCCCACCACACAUUCCUUCUCUCCUGCUCCUCCUGCUGCUUCGGCUCCUCCUGCUGCUGUUGCCGCUCCCUCAGCUGUCCCCGUGCGCUCUGAGCCUCGUGGGCGUGCUGCCACGGCCCUUCCAAGCGCUGCCAUGCCGGCGGGCUUGGCUGCGGACUCACCAUGGUCGCUGGGCAUGCGCGCCCGCGUGGGGGAGGGCCGCCUGCAAGCACCGGCACGUGCAAGACUGCCGCUACGCCCCUCAUCGCGCUCUGCUGCCAUCAGGCCUGCCGGCGACUCAGGUGGCAACUCCGGCAGUGUGGGCAGCACGAGGCCUGCCGCCCUCGCUCCCGCCAUCCCGCCCUCCUCCACUCCUCCCCCUGCCACCUCCCUUCCCGCCACACAUGCUGUGGCACCCCCUCUUGGCGUCAGCCCUCACCCGGCUGGCACUGCAGCACAGGUCGAGUCCUGGCAGCAGCUGCAGCAGCCGGUGCCUCGGGCCUCCCAGGGGGCCUUCACUCUGCGCCAAGCUUCAGCUGCUGCUGCUGCUGCUGCGCCCAUGGAAGCGGCGCUGGCAGGAGCUGCAGGAGCGCCAGCAGUGGCAGUGGAGCCAUCAGCGGCGGCAGCAGGUGCUGGCGGCGUGGUUGGUGGUGGGAGGGGCGAAGGGCGGUUGGGGUACGGAGUGGCUGAGUGGGGCGAGGAGGCAGGGGAUGGGCAGGGCAGGUCAGCAGUGGGAGGGGGAGGAGAAGGGCAGGAAGGCAUGCAGCGAGGGGCAAUGGAGGGAGGGGCAAUGGAGGGGAACCUUCGCGUUGGUGCUGAGGGCGAGGGGGUUGGGGAGGGCAGAGGGGAGGGCAGGGGGGGCGGCAGGGGGCAGGGCAGUGCAGAGAUGGCGGAGUCAGACGGCAGCAGCGCGCCCCCUGAGGCUGCUGGGGCGUGGGCAGGGCACGGAAGGUCACGGCAUGGCAGGUCAUGGCACGGGGGAGCAACGCGCGGUGGGGAGGAUGCGAGGGCCAGGGCUGCGGUGAGGGUGCAGGCGAGGCUGGCGAGCAGGGCGAGCAGGGGCAGGGUGAGUGGCGACUGGGAGGCAAGAGCUGGGAGGAGUGAUGGGGUGAGCGGUGGCAGGCGAUUGGUGGGUGUGGCAGGUGGGAGAGAUCACGCAAGGGGAGUGAGUGCGGGUGGGCGUGGGCAUGGGGAUGAGCACAGCAGGCCUGGGGCUGUGGGGAGUGGUGCAGGCGGGCAGGGCAGUGAGCGCAAUGCCGCACCUCCCUCCCACCCUGCACCUCCUCCGUCAUCCCACGCCCUGCCCUCCGCUUCGCCCCAGCCCGUGCUGCUGCCAUCCUUCUCUGCCCACCACAGGCUGCCGCACGCCUGGCGCCAUGUUGGCCGGAAUGAGGGGAUGGGCAUCGGCAGUAGGGGUGGGCGUGGGGAUGGUGAAGGGGGCGAGGAGAGGGAGGAGAGCGGCGAGAGAGGGUUCUUGUUUCAAACGGGGAGGGAGGCAGCUGCAGAUGCUCAUGAUACGCAAGCACAUGGCUCGCUUGCCACGUCAGCACAUAAUCCCCAGGGCGUGCCAGCGCAUGACCCCCACGGCGUUGCCCCUCACAGCACGGCGGAUCUGCCCCUCGCCCCGCACUGGAGCCCCCUCCUCCUGCCCUCCUCCCUCUCCCCUCCGGUGACGAAUCUGGCCCGCUGGCAGGUGCCAGGGAGAAGAGAGCGGGAGGGGAGCGGUGCUGGGGAGGGGAGAGGUGUUGGGGAGGGAGGAGGGCUGGCAGCAGCGCGUUCGCGGUGGAGAGAGGGUGUGAGGGAGAUGGGCGCAGGGGGAGUGGAGGAGUGGCGGAGGUGGCGGGAGUGGGGGAGCGUGCAAGGGAUGGGGGCAGCAGAGAGGGCAGGGGGUGCUGAUGAGUCGAGCGGGGAGGUAGCUGGGGGGGCAGUGGAGGGCGGGGCGGGUGGAUGGGUGGGUGAUGGGGCACAAGGCGAGGGUGAUGGGCAAGGGGUCGAAGGAGAGCAGCUGAGAGCACCGUUGGAUUCUUUGGGUGUGUCUGUGAGCCACGCAGCAGUGGCACAUGCUGGGGACGCAGAAGCAGCAGAAGAAGCACCAGCAGUGGAACCAGGCGCAGCAGCAGCAGCAGCAGCAGGUGUUCACCCCGCCCUGGCGUCAGCUGCCCUCACGGCUGUUCACCGCUCAGAAGCAGCAGGUGCUGACGCAGCAGCAGCCACAACAGCGGCGCGGGGGCUGGCGCAGGAGGAGGCGCGGGAGCGGCGGCGGCGGCUGCAGCGGAUGGUGGAGGAGAGGGCGCAGAUGGCUCGGGAUGUUGUGGAGGCUCGGGCCCGGGCGGCACAGCUGCUGGUGGAGGCUCGGGCGCGCCAGGAACGGGAGGCGGUGGACCGGCGGGCACGGGAGGCUCGGGAAGCGCUGGAGAGGCGGCUGAGGGAGGCUCGGGAGGCGGUGGAGCGGCGUGCGAGGCAGGCGGUGGAGAGGGUGGUGGAGGAAACGGGCCUGGAGCGUGUGGCGGCUGAAGGUGGUAAUGGGGCUGCUAAUAACGAGGAUGGGGUUGAGGAAGGUGGUAUGGCUGCAGCACCUAUCGAUCCUGUGUUGCUAGGCGAUGGGGCAGCAGGUGCGGGUGGGCCUGCUGCAGGGGAGGGUGUGGGUGGGGGAGGUGCAGCAGGUGUGGGUGGGAGAGGGGAGUGGGUGGAGGCGAGGAGGCGGGAGACAGUGGAGGAGAGGCGGGCGCGGCUGCAGCAGCGCUUCUCAGCGCUCACCCGCCUCAUGCUGCGCGACCAGGCAGCCACGCGCCACGCGCUCCGUGCCCCUGCCCCUGCUGGGGGGGGCAUGCCUGCUGCUGCGGAUAACGAGGGUGAAGAUGCGCCAGGAGGUGCGGGAGCUGCUGCUGCUGCUGGUGCUGCUGCUGCUGAGGUUGGGAUGGGAGGGGACGCGGAAGGGAGCAGGCGGGGAGGGGAGGCGGAGAGGAGGCGGCACAUGGUGGGCGCGUGGAGGCGGGACAGGGCUGGCCGCUCCUUCCGCUCUGCCGCUGACAUGAUCUCCGACCGCCUGGCUCUCUGGCAAGCUCUGGAGUCGGGCAUGGGCGGGGUGGACGCGGCCUUUCAGCGCAUUGCGCCGUUCAACCGCCCCGCCCUCGCACGCAACUUCCCCCUCGCCUUCCGCCUGGCCGCCAUCGACCGCGACUUCAACGAGUCGGACUACGAGAUGCUGCUGGCGCUGGACGAGAUAUCGGCGCCCGUGGUGCGCCUGGGAGCCACGCCCGAGGAGAUCGACCGCCUGCCCGCCGCUGCCGUCACGCCGCAGGACAGCGACCUGGACCCCUGUGCCAUCUGCAUCGAGGUGCCCUCGGAGGGGGAGAUGCUCCGCCGCCUGCCCUGCGCACACUCCUUCCACCGCGAUGUGAGUCAACCCAAGUCAACUCCUUCGACUGCGAUGUGAGUCAACCCAAGUCAACUCCUUCCACCGCGAUGUGAGUCAACCCAAGUCUACUCCUUCCACUGCGAUGUGAGUCAACCAAAGUCAACUCCUUCCACCACGAUGUGAGUCAACCCAAGUCAACUCCUUCCACCACGAUGUGAGUCAACCAAAGUCAACUCCUACCGUGAUGUGAGUCAACGGAAGUCAACGCCUUCUGUCAGGAAACAUAAAUUGGCCAUCGCCCCACCCAAUAUCACUCUACGCAUGUCUGUUGCAUUUCUUCUUGUGUGCUGAUGCCAUUUCCGCCAAUUGCCUCCCUUCUUUUCAGAAUACUCUCGCUUUUGAAUGAACCCUUCUGGUCCACCUUCCGACCGUUCUCCUCAUCUUACGCCUCUCCUCUGUCCACCACUCGUUCGAGACCACCUUCUCUCCCUUGUGUGCGCGUGGCAGUGCAUUGACGAGUGGCUGAGGCGCCGGGCAGUGUGCCCCAUCUGCAAGCGAGACAUGCGCAGCACCCACCACUGAAGGCGCUGCAAGUGCGGGGAUAAUCGCAACAGUGCACAGCAGCGCAGAGCAGACGAGGCAGUGAAGAAGCAGACACAUGACCAUACGGUCGCCAUGAGGCGUGUCUAUAUUCAGUGUUAUAUGUACAGGUGAUUCAUUCAUUUUCCAUGUACGGUUCCCUCAUGCUAUGAUAUUCCUGGUUGCAUGACAGAGUAUCCAAGCUCAAAUAGUUGUACUACCAAACAUCAGAGACUUAAGCGUUUCUGAAGUGUAACACUGUACUCGAGGAAGAUUACAGGGGAGCACGCGAGUCAACGGAGGUUACACGAGGGGGCGGACAAAGAAUACGAAAGGACCCGAAAGGUCGCAACUGGAGGUUGCGACUGACCGUUACAACAUCACGGA